Messenger RNA from Branchiostoma floridae (Florida lancelet), 2721 nucleotides. RefSeq names its product E3 ubiquitin-protein ligase MYLIP-like. The record is from RefSeq and is a predicted model, not a curated record. Lineage: Eukaryota; Metazoa; Chordata; Leptocardii; Amphioxiformes; Branchiostomatidae. The coding region runs from base 169 to 1554 and encodes 461 amino acids. Gene Ontology annotation, cellular component: cytoskeleton. Gene Ontology annotation, biological process: ubiquitin-dependent protein catabolic process. Gene Ontology annotation, molecular function: ubiquitin-protein transferase activity. The transcript is spliced from 4 exons.
CGCGUGGGACGCCAGCCUGCUUCUGUGCUGUAGCGAGGAAUAUUUUUCCGUUGCACUUCAGUUCUGUUUCAGCUCAUCUGCCGGACCUCUCUCAUUCUCACCCUUUAUGUCUUAGUGCCACUAGGCUCGUAGUUGUUUCAUUCUCGUAGCUGUACAUUUUUCAGCAACAUGUGGUGCUUCGUGUCGCGCCCGGAUUCCGUCCUGCUGGAGGUGGAACUAGAGCCGAAGGCCUGUGGACAGGAAUGCCUCGACAAGGUAUGCAAGAAGCUUGGAAUCGUAGAAGUCGAUUACUUCGGGCUGCAGUACUCGGGUGGCAAGGGCACCGACGCCCGACCACUGUGGCUCAACACCCGUAACCGCCUAAGCCGGCAACUGGACGGCCCACCGCCCUACCGUCUUCGGUUCAGAGUAAAGUUCUUCGUCCCACCUCAUCUCCUUCUUCAGGAGGCCACCAGACAUAUGUUUUACCUUCACCUGAAAGAAGAUUUGGCUGAAGGGAGACUGACUGCUCCUACCAACAAGGCAGCCAGGAUCGCUGCCCUGAUCGCACAAGCAGAGACUGGAGACUACGACUGCAACAAUGCAGAUCUGUACGCCAGCUGCUACCCUGCCUACCUACCAACGUGGUCCAACGACCUCCUUUCCGCCAUCGCCGCCGAGCACGACAAGAUUAGGGGCAUGAAGCGGGCAACUGCAGAAUACAACAUGGUCAAGGAGUGCUCCGAGCUGGAAGGUUACGGACAAGAGAACUACGCAGUGAAGGACAGCAGCGGCAUCAACAUGCACAUUGGAGUGGGACCAGAAGGUAUCCUCCUAAUGGACGAUGACCUGAAUACCAUUCAGAGUGUGCUGUUCACCCAGGUACAGAUGGCUACUCAUGCAGGGAAGUGCUUCUUUCUGACGAUACUGGAAACGACAGGGACAAACACAACUCUCGGGUUCAAGCUCCCAAACACGAAGAUGGCCAACGCCCUCUACCGAGCCGUGACGGAGAAACAUGCAUUCUACCGGUGUGAGACCGUGAGAAGCGCUGUCAUCACCCAGUUCAGCCGAGACUUUAAGGGCACGCUGGUGUCUCUGUUUAACGAGAACACAGUCGUGGGGAAAAAGUAUGUGUUUGACGUGCGCCGCACCUGCCGCGAGGUUUAUGAGGAGACCAGGAGAUUACUGUACACGCGGGGAAUGGCAGUGCAACUGCAGCCAGACACUGCAAACUCCUUGAACAAUCUGGCAGAAGGUUGUCGGUGCGACGACAUUGACUGUAGGUGUGGAUGUGUGGAAGCCGUGGAACUGCAGGAACGUAUUUGUAAGCUGGAGGAAGCGUUGUUGUGUCGGGUGUGUAUGGAUGAGGAGAUCAGUACGGUUUUCUCACCGUGCGGACAUGUUGUUUGUUGCGACGAGUGUGCAGCGUGUUUGGAAGUGUGCCCACUCUGCCGGACAGGGGUGGAACGGACUCAGCACAUAUUCCUGCCCGCACAGAUCUCUCGGCUGGACAUUGAAUCUUGCACACAACAGGGUAGAGACUCAUUACAGUGCUCUUUGGUGAGCACGUAAAUGGUGUAAAGAUGUGCCAAAGCAGUUGUCACAGAUAUGUAGAACAGUUGUACAGUGUAUCAGCCUAAGCUGAUGUCACAGCCAAACCAAACUUUCCUGUUUGUUGUAUUAUUUGUUAUUAGGUAAUCGUAGUAAGAGAAGGGGGGAGGUUUAACAAAUGUGCAGGUAUUUGUCGUUAUUACAUACUUAUGCUGUAAUGUUUGAUAUCACAAUGUUGCGAAAAAUAUGGACUAAAAAGACAUUCAAUUAAUGACUUUGUAUUCACCCUAAUUCAAAGGACCAACAAGACACAUAGAUGAUACAAAUGAUAGGGUUAGUUUGUUAUAUGUAUAGGAUAGCUGUAAAUGUGAUAACAGUUUUGUUAGAAAAUGAUUUGUUGCCAGAAUCAGCCAGUAUGCAGUCCAUUCAACAGUUGUCCCUUGAUUCCAUGAAAAAAGAUUGUAAUGAUUUGGUAUUGAAAAUUUGCACAAAGCCAGUCUCAAGUUGAAACACAGCAAAUUAAGUGGUUUUGUUGUUGUCCAUGUUGGAUGACAGCAAGACACAUAUUUAUGUAUUCUUUGAAGCUAAUCAAGAAAGAUUUAGCAGCAAGUGACACCCUGACUGUACUACCCUUUCUUUAAGAUGUCGCCUGAAUGUUCAAGUGUUGCCAGUAUUGGAUUUAACUUACUUGGAAAACUGUUGCGAAAGGUUUGGGUAGAGUUUAUUGUCAUCAUUGUCCUUGAGUUAAGCAGUACCUGGCUGUGCUUAUCCUUAGUAGUUAGAUAAAUUACCUAACUGCAAUACCCACUUGGUGUGGUCAGAGAAUGGGUGCAUUGUUAGCACCUGGAAAUCCCCAUUGUUGCAAUGGUAUUAUGUAUGAUCACCAUGUGUAUGAUAUUGUAGUGCGGACUGCAGAUCUUGGUUGGUCAUGAUUACAUAGGGAUUUUCGCUAAUGUUUUGCAAUGCACUCAAACCAGUUAUUAUGAACCUUACAGCCACCAGGGCUGUAUAUGUACAGUAGUAGGGGCAGUCGGAACCCUCUACUAAGAAGUAGCAAAUUGACUGAGUCUGCGAGGUGAUGUCAGGUAUACAUUUACUGCAGUACAACUCAUAGAAGCUAGGGGCUAUCUGUGUACUGCCCACACCAAGCCUGACAUAAUGUCCAGACUUUUAGAGAUCUAGGUCAAA